UUCCCUCUUUCUAAAAAAAAAGAAAAAAAGAGCACAAUCUGUUUUUUGCCCCUGGGCAAUUCGGCUCCAGGGACCACGCAUUUGUUCCAUAAGACACACAGACAUAGAACUAGUCUAAAUCUGGCAGGAACUUUUGACAAUACCCUGCUUGUCUUUGCAUGACUUUCAAGAAGGCGCCAGCAGAAAGGCACUAACUUGAAGGUUGCGCCCCAGAGUUCACUUUUCUUAGAAGUAAGCCCUGCUUUAGUCAGUGGCCCUUGCUCUCUAGGGUAAGCAUGCAGCGGCAUGUGUGCUGAACAUUGGUUGAGGCAGGAGAGAAACCAGGGGAAAGCUUGGCUGUGUAGAUUAAGAGCCUUGCCUGACACAUCGGCUGAAAGGCUGCUCUGGGGCAAGCAGGGGGAGCAGAGGGUGGGGAGUUAAAAAGCUGUGAUGUACACAGGCUGGGUUGUGUGUUGCCCUCUGAAUCCUAGCCAAAAUGCUCGAGUUCUAAAGUUUCAAGAAUUCUAAGCAGAAUCAGACUGCUUCACACAGGUUUGCUGCAUGUCAUGCAAAGCCAUACUAAAUGUGUGGUAUUCCAGAAAUGUAUUGAAUUGGAAAAUGAGCCAUGAAAGUAAAUGUCAUUCUUGAAUUGAGCAUCUUGAUCUUCACCUAUGAAGAAUGUUAAGGAUAGUGUUCUCAACACUUUAAAUUCUCAUAUUUCAAAGAAUUGGUCAGAAUAAUAAUUUGUGGAGUUAAUAAUCUCAUGAGCUUCCUGUGGAAUUUGUUUGGCAUAACUUCAUUUUCUUUGUGACAGGUUAUGAUGGAUUUUGGAACUGUUGGUGGCUAAAAAAUUGUCUUUAUUUUUAUCAAUUCAGCAUUUGCAGACCUAAGGGGAGAUGUAGGGAGAUGCUUCCCUGCUGACUUGCUGCAGCCAGGUUGGGAGGUGAAACAAGUUUUUCUUCUUCUAAUGUGUGGAGGGGUUUUUUUAAGUCCCAGGAAAUUUAUCCAGGGAUUGUUGGGAGAGGGAGCAGGCUUUGGAACAAGCAGAUCCAAGUCCAUGCCAACACCCAGAGAGGAGGAGAAAUAAGCAUUCUGUUUUGUUCCUUUCCCAUCUCUCCUGGUCUCUUCUCCCUUUUCUUUCUUUCUGCUUCCCUGCCUUCCUUUCCAGUCACAGUGUUUUCUGAAUUUUGCCUGGAAAAUGAGAGAACUGAAAGAGGAAGGGGGAAGGAGCAGCAGGCCUCCUGACAAAGGAGACAGUGAGGGGGAAGGAAUGCAGAUGCUGCAUGGGUGCCACAUUGGGGGCACUAGGCCUAGAGGCAUGCCUUAAGCGAUGGGCACUAAGGAAGUGUAUAUAUUUGAGGGGUUCCCCGUGCCUUGUCUUUUAUUUAGGCCUUUGUCCUGGAUUGUUUCCCCCCUGCAGAGAUGCUUGUUCGUGUUUUUGCAGAUCUGGCCCAGCCCCAAGGUCACGAAAGCAGCAACAGUAGUCCCCUGGAGAAGGAGCUGAAGAACUGUUGGCAGUCACCCAAGGAGCUGGUUUCCGAAGCACCGAGGGCAAAGUUUCAAGAACUUGCCUGUCAAAGUGCCAAGGAAAUGGGGAGCAACCUUGAGAGGAUUCCUGAAGGGAAAGGCCCUUACUCAGUUGGAUGCACAGAUCUUAUGACCGGCCACAGCAUUCAGGGAAGUUUUUUGCGUCUCUAUUACCCAUCCCAAAUUGGUACAAGUGAUGAAGAAACAAUAUGGAUUCCCAAUAAAGAAUAUUAUUAUGGACUAUCUGAUUUUCUGAACAUAAAUCGGACAUUAGGAGGGUUCUUUUUCACAUGCAACUUUGGCUCAGUGACGUGUCCUGCAAAAUGGAACGCUGCAUUCAAGCUUGGAGAAAAAUACCCCCUAAUUAUUUUCUCCCACGGACUUGGAGCUUUCAGAACUCUGUAUUCAGCAAUUUGCACUGAAAUGGCAUCUCGGGGUUUUGUUGUUGCUGCUGUUGAGCACAGAGACCAGUCAUCUUCAGCUACAUAUUACCUUAAUGAGAAACCUGCUUUAGGAGCAAAGGGAGAAGCCUCAGAACUGCACAAGGAGUGGAUCUAUUACAGGAAAUUAAAAGCAGGUGAAGAUGAAGUUGCUUUACGUCAACAACAGGUGCAACAAAGAGCUGAUGAGUGUGUUAGAGCCCUUGACCUCAUGCUUGAUAUUAAUUCCGGAAAACAAAUAGUGAAUGUGCUGCCAUUGAACUUUAACUGGAUGCUUUUAAAGGAUUCUAUUGAUGUACAGAAGAUAGCUGUGAUGGGACACUCUUUUGGUGCUGCUACAACUAUUGAGGCUCUUAGCAAAAAUGUCCAGUUCAAGUGUGGCAUUGCCCUUGAUGCAUGGAUGCUACCCCUUUGUGAAGAAGUGUAUCCUAGAGUUCGUCAACCAUUGCUGUUUAUUAAUUCAGAAAAAUUCCAAUGGGCUUUAAACAUUCUAGAAAUAAAGAAACUUAACUACAAAGACAGAGAAAGAAAAAUGAUCACUAUCAAAGGAACAGUACAUCAGAGUUUUCCAGACUUUACAUUUUUGACUGGCAACAUUGUUGGAAAGAUUUUUGGACUGAAGGGACAAUUAAAUCCUAAAACAGCCAUUGAUGUUAGCAACAAAGCUUCAUUAGCCUUCUUACAGAAACAUUUAGGUCUCAAUAAAGAUUUUGACCAGUGGGACUCUCUCUUAGAAGGCAAAGGGCAUGAUGUCAUUCCAGGCACCAACAUUGAUCUACCUCCAAUGCCACCUCAGUCCAAACAAUAAAGACAGAAUGGAAAUUGUGGACCCUUUAACAAUUGACAAGGAGUUCUUGUUGACAGUGCUAUCUGCAAAUUGAGAGCUUGAAGAAUACAGUUUUGUAACACGAAGGCAACUGUGCAGCAAAUUAUAAUUGGUUUAUUGUUACAACAGCAGUAUAUGAAGGUGCAACCACUCUGCUAAUUUACUUUCCAGAGCCAAGAAAUAUACCAAGUAAACAUCAGUUAAUAAUG
Molecule: messenger RNA, 2981 nt
Organism: Podarcis raffonei (Aeolian wall lizard)
Lineage: Eukaryota; Metazoa; Chordata; Lepidosauria; Squamata; Lacertidae
Gene: PLA2G7
Product: phospholipase A2 group VII
Exons: 11
Coding region: 1402-2754 (450 amino acids)
Molecular function (GO): 1-alkyl-2-acetylglycerophosphocholine esterase activity
Source: RefSeq, a predicted model, not a curated record